GCUGCGCACAGCUCGCCGCGCUCCCCGCCUCCCGGGAACCACAAGGAGACGAGGAAGUGCUGGGAUUUAAAACGAAAAGAAGAAAAGUGCUGGGGAAAAAACAAAACAAACAAACAGAACAACAACAACAACAACCAAAAAAAAACAAAACAAAACAAAAUCAUAAAAGAAUCAAUCUGAAAAAAUCAUGCAGUAGAGAAGCGGUGCGGGAACCAUGGAGUUUGCCAGAAGUUUGGUGCUGAUUGUGACGUUUCUGACAGGGAUUGCGGGCGCUCGCGGCAGAGAAGUGUGCACGGGCACUCUUAUGAAGCUGGCUCUGCCCUCCAAUCUGCAGAAUCAGUAUGAGAUUCUGAAGAAGCUCUACACUGGCUGCCAGGUGGUACAGGGAAACCUGGAGAUCACUCACCUGCAGGGGGCGCUCGACCUGGACUUCCUCAAGGGUAUCACGGAGGUGCAGGGCUAUGUUCUCAUCGCCGACACGGCCGUCGAUUUCAUUCCUCUGGAGAAUCUCCGCAUCAUCCGUGGCACUCAGCUCUACCAGGACACCUUCGCCCUGGCAGUGCUGAACAACAGGGGGCUGCAGGAGCUCCGCAUGAAGAGCCUGACGUCCUUUCGAGGCUGGGACCCCUCACUCCCCUCAUCCCCCACUCCCCCAUCCCAUCAUCACUCCCUGGGGGUACCCCCCAUUCCCUCACCCAGGGGGAGGGGGGACAGAUAA
Molecule: messenger RNA, 718 nt
Organism: Polyodon spathula (Mississippi paddlefish)
Lineage: Eukaryota; Metazoa; Chordata; Actinopteri; Acipenseriformes; Polyodontidae
Product: receptor tyrosine-protein kinase erbB-2-like
Exons: 4
Coding region: 215-718 (167 amino acids)
Source: RefSeq, a predicted model, not a curated record